Molecule: messenger RNA, 4992 nt
Organism: Mastomys coucha (southern multimammate mouse)
Lineage: Eukaryota; Metazoa; Chordata; Mammalia; Rodentia; Muridae
Gene: Lrrc9
Product: leucine rich repeat containing 9
Molecular function (GO): protein binding
Source: RefSeq, a predicted model, not a curated record
ACCACGUGAUGCAGACAAGGAUGGGCGGCUGAUUUCCCCGCCCUCUUCAUCCCCUUCGUGACCCAGAGGUCAAGGGAGGCGGAGAGAGAGGGUUUCCUAGGCAACCGCAGUGGGCGGUCAGUACACAGCAGGCCCGGGGCUGGAAAGGUGCGGUGUCAGCUGCAAAAAGGGACUGGGAGGUCGGAGUGCACUCUGACCUGUCUAAGACGGCCCAGGAAUCCAUCCUCUCUCUGGAAUAAGAUAUAUUAGUGUGACCAUUGUUUUUAAUGGAAGAUGAUUGAAAGUGAAAACUUAAAUCGAGGUGAAAUCAUUAAAGAACUGUGUUUGUGCAAUGGCUUGUCUUAUGAGAUGGUUGGACAGGAAGGGUCAGACACUUCGAAAUUGGAGAUGUUUUUCUCGGGGUAUCCCCGAAUAGUUGGAUUAUCAUUGUUUCAUAAUUUAUCAAGUCUUACAAUUGUUGCUCAAGAUAUAAAGGAAAUUUCAGGACUGGAGACUUGCUUACGGCUUAAAGAACUUUGGAUUGCUGAAUGCUGCAUAGAGAAAAUUGAAGGCCUUCAAGGAUGUAGAAAUUUGGAAAAAUUAUAUUUAUAUUACAAUAAAAUUUCCAAAAUAGAAAAUUUAGAGAAGUUAAUAAAACUGGAAAUUGUAUGGCUGAACCACAAUAUGAUAAGAAAUAUUGAGGGCUUGCAGACUUUGAAGAAUCUAAAAGACCUCAAUCUUGCAGGCAACCUAAUCAGCAGCAUUGGUCGAUGUCUUGAUCCCAAUGAACAACUGGAGAAACUAAACCUUUCUGGAAAUCAAAUUACUUCCUUCAAGGACCUUACGAACUUGACCAAACUCACUCACUUAAAGGAUUUAUCUCUGAAUGACCCUCAGUAUAAAUCUAAUCCAGUGUGUCAGCUGUGUAACUACUCCACCCAUGUGCUGUAUCACUUGCCUUCUCUUCAACGACUUGACACGUUUGACGUAUCAGCAAAGCAAAUCAAGGAGCUGGCAGAUUCCACAGCAAUGAAAAAAAUAAUGUAUUAUAACAUGCGAAUAAAAACUGUUCAGAGACAUCUGAAUGAAGAACUUGAAAAACUGAAUGACAGAAAAUGCAAGUUACAGAAGCUACCAGAAGAACGGAUAAAAUUAUUUAACUUUGCAAAGAAAACGUUAGAACGGGAACUGGCUGAACUCAAGAUCUCUGGCAAAGAGCAGAGUGAUGCUGGGCCGGAGGCCGAGAAACCCCGGAAUAGCGAGGUCAUCGUGCAGGAAUCAAUUCUGUACCAGAAGAUACUGACCAAACUGAACGCUCUGGACGACAGAGUCACAUUCUGGAACAAGAAACUACAUGAAAUUGAAGCAAUUUAUCGAACUGAAGUAAAACAGAAGAAGAAGAGCCAUGGCUUACUGACCCCAUUUCUGCUAACUGAGCUGGAAACUGUGGGGAACAUCCAUUUUGAAGAAGGCACUCGAGCUGAUGAAUGGUUUAACUCCUGCUAUGAACUAAUUCUCUCACGUUUCUGCACCUGGGACUUCAGAGCAUACGGCAUUACAGGGGUGAAAGUUAAGCGUGUCAUUAAAGUUAACAACCGUAUUCUGAGACUGAGAUUUGAAGAGAAAUUCCAAAAGUAUCUGGAUCUUGAAGACAUACAGGAUCCUGAGAGCUAUCGAAAGAUGCUGGAGUGCCUUUUCUAUGUCUUUGAUCCUGAAGUGACAGUAAAGAAAAAGCAUCUGCUACAAAUACUUGAAAGGGGAUUCAAAGACACCGACACGAGCAAGCUUCCUCUCAGAAAGGAAGCCGUCACCCUUGUGAACAGCCUCAGUAUGUGCGAGUGUCCCCGAAUCGAGUUUCUCCAGCAAAAGUCCAAGGAGGAGAAGAAGGGUCCAUCAGAGAGCGAACUCUAUAGAUACGGUACCAUCCUCAUUGCGAAGGUUUUUCUUGGCCAUAGUAUUCAGGCUCGAGAUCAGGAGCCCAUCAGUAAAGCCAACUAUCCCAUGGUUAACUCGGUGUUUGUUCCUCAGAGACAUGUGCUAAGACAAAGAACUUGUGAUUGCUGCUAUCGGCAGUACAAAUGGUUUGUCUUCGAUCAUGACCUUGUUUUGCCAGAGUACAUCGUUGAAUUUGAGUAUACUACAGUGGUCAAAGUUCACUCUUUAUUUUCUACAUUAAACAAUGUUAUUCUAGAAGAAGGCAAAAAGUAUUCUGAAGGAUUAGUAUUCUCACAGGAUUUGAAAUUUGAUGAUGAAGUUUUGAAGAUGGAGCCCAAGAUUAAGCCCCGCCCAAAACUCAUUAGUUUGGAUGAGAAGACGAUAAUUUCCCUGGCUAAGACUAAUAUUUACAGCCAUAUUGUGAGUCUGAAUCUACAUGGGAAUAGCUUGAGUAAACUGAGAGAUCUUUCCAAGUUAACGGGGCUUCGAAAACUGAACAUUAGCUUUAACGAAUUUACUUGCUUAGAUGAUGUGUACCACUUGUACAACCUUGAGUAUUUGGAUGCCAGCCAUAACCAUGUGAUAACCCUAGAGGGAUUCAGAGGCCUGAUGAAACUGAAGCAUUUAGACUUGAGCUGGAACCAGCUGAAGAAGACUGGAGACGAGAUCAAUGUGCUGUGCAAACACACCACCAGCCUUCUCACCCUUGACAUUCAGCACAACCCCUGGCAGAAGCCAGCCACAUUGAGGCUGAGUGUUAUUGGCAGACUAAAGACUCUUACACACUUAGACGGAAUCCUCAUCUCUGAAGAAGAAACCAGAGCAGCUCUGAAGUUCAUUAGUGGGACCAAGAUUACUCAGUUAACUCUCUUACAGCAUUCCAGCUCUAAAGAGGAAAGACCUCGGAUGCUCAGUAUAUGGCCUUCUGCCAAAAUUCUGACCCAGAUUUCAAAGUUAGGACCCCACUUUCAUCUGACUGGGAACUGGUACUCGAAGAUAACUGCCUUAAAUUUAGAUGGACAACAUCUCUUUGAAAUCACAAAUCUAGAGAAAUUGGAGAAUUUGAAAUGGGCAUCGUUCAGCAAUAAUAACCUCUCCAAAAUGGAAGGCCUUGAGUCCUGUGUCAACCUGGAGGAGCUCACAUUAGACGGCAACUGCAUCUCAAAGAUAGAAGGCAUCACCAGGCUGACUAAGUUAAGCCGCCUCAGCAUGAACAACAACCUUCUCACCGGCCUGGAAAAACACACCUUUGAUAAUCUGCUUCACCUCCACUCCCUCUCUCUUGAGAACAACAGGAUCACCUCACUGAGCGCUUUACAAAAGACAUUCACUCUGAUUGAGCUGUACAUAAGCAAUAACUACAUCGCUGUGAACCAGGAGAUCUACAACUUAAAGGGUUUAUGCAACUUAGUCAUUCUAGACAUGUAUGGAAACAUUAUUAUAUGGAACCAAGAAAACUACCGGUUGUUUGUAAUAUUUCAUCUUCCAGAACUGAAGGCUUUGGAUGGAAUCUCAAUUGAAGCAUCAGAGACUGAGAAUGCAAAAGAUCUGUUUGGUGGUCGGCUCACCUCCGACAUGAUUGCCGAACGACAAGGACACUCAAACUUUCUCCAAAUGCAAGAGCUCAACUGGACUUCAUCAUCCAUCAGGACUGUGGAUCUGAUCCCUGUUGACCACUUCAGGAAUGUGAGCAAUGUGAACCUUCAGAACAACCAACUCACUUCAUUCAGUGGCCUCAUCUACCUGCCCAACGUGAAGGUCUUAUGCCUCAACUAUAAUCACAUUGAAUCAAUCAUGCCUAGACUAAAACCUCAGACUCACUUAAGCAGCAGACAACUGCUCUACCAGAAAGUGCCCUCAAGUGGCUAUGGACAGCAAGGAACCUCAAAACUAAAUAGAGAUUCAGUAAGCAAUGAGAACUUGCCUCCAAUAAUGCAGAGUUUAGAGGUUCUUCAUCUGGGAUACAAUGGAAUUUGUAACUUAGUUCAGCUACAACUUAACAGACUAAGAAACUUAAAGUUCCUCUUUCUACAGGGAAAUGAGAUCAGUCAGGUCGAAGGGCUGGACAGCCUGUUCGUCCUCCAAGAGCUGGUCGUCGACCAUAACCGCAUCCGGGCAUUUAAUGACACCGCAUUUGCCAAGCCAAGUUCCCUGCUGACGCUUCAUUUAGAAGAAAACAGGCUGCGGGAGCUGAGCAAACUGCAGUCUUUGGUCAAACUGGAGAAACUCUUCCUAGGAUAUAACAAAAUCCAGGAUAUCACAGAACUGGAAAAACUUGAUGUUAUUCCUUCUCUCAGAGAGCUUACUGUCUAUGGCAACCCAAUUUGUAGAAAAAUGGUUCAUCGACAUGUGCUCAUAUUCCGCCUGCCUAAUUUACAGAUGUUGGAUGGAAUUCCUAUAAAUUCUGAUGAUAGGGCAAAAGCUGAAUUUCAUUUCUCUGAACUACAAGCAAAGAAAAGCUCGAUAAUCCAGAAUAAUCUCCCCACUUCAAAGUCCUUACUUCCAUCACACCUGCAAUCUCCUUUGCCAUGUAAGUUCGUUCCUGUUACCGGCUCUCCUACGGAUAGCGGGUCCUUCUGCCAUGUUAAAGCUUCUCCUAUUAAAAUAACCAAUGUUAUUCUGCCUGCUGGAUUUAGCCACUUCCUGGCACCUGACUUCACCUUAACUCCUGACGUUGAAGACAAAAAAACCAAGAAUAGAGGGAUUCUGUACAACAAUCCUCAGAGAAUCCAUAAAGAAAUAACUUUUCGGCAGCUUGAAGGGAUAAGCUCUCUCCUCUCUUAUCACGUUAGAUGUACAAUUGUACAAAUGCACCAGGUCCCUCAAGAUGAAGAAAGGCACAGCUGUCGGUGUGCCGUUAACAUUCUUCUCCACUUGAAACCUCUCCACAUCUGCUAACCAUGUCUAAGAAGAGUGACUUUGCUAUAUGCUUCCACAGCGUACUUUGCUUUUACAGAAAAAGUUCUUACCAUAAGACCUUCUUUCCUACAUACACGAAAUCUUUGCCAAACCUCAGAGAUUUGUAAUAAUAAUUCUAAAAGUUUAACAUGGCAAUUAAAGUUGAAAUGUGUUCCACAA